GUUUCAGUGCGCUGCGAGCAACCGGCGACUACACAACUGGUCAACAACCUCACAAGUCUAAGCCCAGAGAGCCAGCCUGCUUGGAUAACACUUUAAAGUUUGAUGUUAAACGCAUUGAUGUCAAUACAGUUGGCUUGAACAGUUUGUACUUUGCAAUAUGACGACGGAUCUGGAAUCAACGAAAACAGGCAAACACAAUGGCCAUCAGUCGCAUCAAAACAACAAUGAGCUGGUGGAGAGCGAACCACUCACCUGGCGCUUCUGGCGUAAACAGCGAUACAUUGUCGUGCUAUUGGCCUUCUUUGGAUUCUUCAAUGUUUACUCGCUGCGCGUGAAUCUGUCCGUGGCUAUUGUGGCUAUGACGGAGCAUCGACCAGUGAUCGAUGCAAAUGGCAACGAGUCGUUCGAACAAGAUUUUCCCUGGGAUGGCAAACAGAAGGGUCUGAUAUUGAGUUCGUUCUUUUAUGGCUAUAUACUAACGCAGUUCUUGGGCGGUUACAUUGGCACCAAAAUCGGCGGCAAUAUUGUUUUCGGCUUGGGCAUUGGCACAACUGCAAUAUUGACACUGCUGACGCCGCUGGCUGCCAAGCAUAGUCUGGAAAUGUUUCUGGCCGUGCGCAUUAUUGAGGGCGUGUUCGAGGGUGUCACCUUCCCGGGCAUACACGCCGUGUGGGCCAGAUGGGCGCCGCCAUUGGAACGCUCACGCAUGGCGUCAAUUGCAUUUGCCGGAAAUUAUGCUGGCACGGUGAUAGCAAUGCCCUCGUCCGGCAUGCUGGCAGCUCGUUAUGGCUGGGAGAGCGUGUUCUAUGUCUUUGGCCUGAUUGGCGUGGUCUGGUUCAUCACGUGGAUGGUGUUUGUACGUGCUGGCCCCGAAAUGGAUCGCUUCUGUUCGAAAGAGGAGUGCGAGUACAUUCAAAAGACGAUUGGUUGUGUCGGUGCAAAGAAGAUUAAGCAUCCUUGGAAGGCCAUCUUUACAUCGAUGCCGUUCUAUGCAAUUAUUGCAUCGCACUUUUCCGAAAAUUGGGGCUUCUAUACGCUGCUCACACAGCUGCCCAGCUUCCUCAAGGACACACUUAACUUUGAUUUGGGCAAGACUGGAUUUAUAUCCGCUGUUCCCUAUCUGGUAAUGGGCAUUCUGCUGGCCAUUUCGGGCUAUCUGGCCGAUUGGCUGCAGGUAAAGGGCAUUUGGACAACAACCCAAGUGCGUCGUAACUUUAACUGUGGCGCUUUCCUGGCUCAAACGGUCUUCAUGAUGUUAACUGCAUAUAUAAUGGAUCCCACACUGUCCGUGGUGUUCAUCACCAUUGCUGUGGGCCUCGGCGCUUUUGCCUGGUCCGGCUUUGCCGUCAAUCACUUGGAUAUAGCACCGCAGCAUGCCAGCGUGUUAAUGGGUAUUGGCAACACCUUUGCUACCAUUCCCGGCAUUGUCAGUCCGCUGAUAACGGGCUAUAUUGUUGGCGAUGAUGGCGAUCGCUUUGAGUGGCGCUUGGUCUUUUUCAUUUCAGCCGGCAUUUAUUUGGUUGGCUGCGUCAUCUACUGGUUCUAUGCCUCUGGUGAGCUGCAGGAGUGGGCCAAGUCGCCCGAGCAAAAGGCCAUGGAAGCCGAACAGAAACAGCUGCAGCUAACUCAAAAAGGCGGUUUCGACAAUGCGGCUGUCGAUCUAAAAGAAUAAUCGACACGAAAUUUAAAUUCAAUAACAAAUGCAACAUACAGUACCAGGGAAAUAUUUUAGUUUAACUCACCAAUAUC
Molecule: messenger RNA, 1749 nt
Organism: Drosophila busckii
Lineage: Eukaryota; Metazoa; Arthropoda; Insecta; Diptera; Drosophilidae
Gene: MFS9
Product: sialin
Exons: 6
Coding region: 158-1672 (504 amino acids)
Biological process (GO): transmembrane transport; monoatomic anion transport
Cellular component (GO): plasma membrane
Molecular function (GO): transmembrane transporter activity
Source: RefSeq, a predicted model, not a curated record